Coturnix japonica (Japanese quail) is the source of this 1046-nucleotide messenger RNA. It is a transcript of the gene SDHD, whose product is annotated as succinate dehydrogenase complex subunit D. Gene Ontology annotation, biological process: tricarboxylic acid cycle; mitochondrial electron transport, succinate to ubiquinone. The record is from RefSeq and is a predicted model, not a curated record. Gene Ontology annotation, molecular function: heme binding; ubiquinone binding. Lineage: Eukaryota; Metazoa; Chordata; Aves; Galliformes; Phasianidae. Gene Ontology annotation, cellular component: mitochondrial envelope; membrane; respiratory chain complex II (succinate dehydrogenase).
CGGAAGCGCGUUUGCGAUACCUCCGGUUCCGGCGCACGGUGCCCUUGUGCAGCAGGGCAGGAUGGCGGCGCUGGUGCUGCUGCGGGCGGGGCUGGCGCGGCCCCGCGGCGUCCCGACGGCUCUGCUCCGCGGAUCCCUCCUCCGCCGUCCCGCCGUGUUGGCGGCCGCCGACCGCAGCGCUCCGGCCCGGCAGAGCCACGGCGGCGCCCCGCAGGGCCACGGCGGUUCCAAGGCUGCAUCCCUGCACUGGACCAGUGAGCGAGCAGUCAGUGCCCUCCUGCUGGGGCUGCUCCCUGCUGCAUACCUGUACCCUGGAGCCGCCGUGGAUUACUCCUUGGCUGCAGCUCUGACUCUCCAUGGCCAUUGGGGUCUUGGACAGGUGAUAACUGACUACGUCCAUGGAGAUACUCCUAUCAAAGUGGCCAAUACAGGUCUGUACGUACUGUCGGCCGUUACCUUCGCUGGCCUCUGCUACUUCAACUAUUAUGAUGUUGGUAUCUGCAAGGCUGUGGCCAUGCUGUGGAGCAUCUGAGAUGCAACAAGUUGCUGGAAAACAUGAUUGUUCCUUGCUGCCUCUGCUUUACCAUAUUUUUAACAAGAAGCUUAAUGUGAGAACAAUGAAUAACCAAGGGCCCGUAGUAUGUACAUAUAGCAGCCAAUCCGGAACUCGUCUUUCAGAAAUAAGUCCCCAUCUUUCUUUUGAUUUAUUGCUACAGUGGGAAAAAAAAAAUAAGGAAAGGAGUAGAUUUAAAGUGGGUAAUGUCCCACUUUGAGUUGAUGUGAGCUGCACCGCAAAUGGGAAGGGGUGGCGUAAAUAAUAAAGUACAGCUGAGGGUAGUUUCCUUGUACAGGCAGCUUCCAUGAGUGGUUUCCUGGAAUAUUGUCUUGUGUUUUGUAAAGCAAACUUCAGUGAUAAUUGAACUAUUAUUUCUGACGUCACAACUGAACUGUGUGUAUUACACUCCCUGUAACUCUUUGGGCCCUGAGAGUUCAUGUAGAAAGGGAAUACUUUUUUCUUAAUCCAUGCAAUAAAGAAUUUGCAGAAA